Styela clava is the source of this 2237-nucleotide messenger RNA. Its product is annotated as beta-1,4-glucuronyltransferase 1-like. Gene Ontology annotation, biological process: protein O-linked glycosylation via mannose. Gene Ontology annotation, molecular function: glucuronosyltransferase activity. NCBI's taxonomy places the organism in Eukaryota, Metazoa, Chordata, Ascidiacea, Stolidobranchia, Styelidae. Gene Ontology annotation, cellular component: Golgi apparatus. The record is from RefSeq and is a predicted model, not a curated record.
AAAAAUCAACAAUAUAUAUAUAGAACAAAAAUUAAAACCAUGUAAAAAUAGAUGCCGCAGGAAAAGUGACAUGAGAGUAAAAAAUGUUUAUGUUUUCUAACUUUACAGUAGUGAACGUACGUAAGACCUAUUUUCUGUUGACAAAACUUUUCGAAUCAUAAUUUUGUUGAUUAAUGUCCGUGUGUGGCCUGAUACAAAAUCACUGGUGCUACGAAUGGUGGCUAGCACAUCGGUAUAAUCUAUGAGAAUACGAAGAGUGGCGUGCUUGCUGUUUGCUGGAUUCUGUAUAAUACAGCUCACGUUAUUAUACUUUGAAAAUCUGGAUAUACAGAGAUUCAUGCCUAACGAAAAGACAAACAAGCCUUAUCGUGUUUUGAGAGGAUAUAAUAAAGAUUCAACGGGAAAAUAUCUUAUACAUCGCUUCUAUAAAUCUGAAGGAUUCAACUUGGACAGUAUUGAGCCAGAGGAUGUGACACUGGUGACGCAUUGUACGGUUGAUCGACUUCAUCAUAUCAUUGGCCUAACCGAAACAUGGGCGGGACCAAUGUCUAUUGCUAUAUUUGCUCCCGGUACGGAUUCUGCUUUUGCUGAUGACGCCAUCGAUGGACUUCGGCUGUGCUGGCCUGUUUUACGCAAGUGGGCAAAUUUUCACCUGGUUUAUCCAAAACACGAAUCUGCAAGAGCAAAUAUGUCCAGUGCAGGUGAUUUUGUAUAUCUUUCAUGCAAAGACAUUAUGCGACGAAUGGUUCUCAAGAAAUCUCUGUUGGAGAGUCAGCACUCGCCCGGUGGAUUGGGAUAUCCUCAUAAUCUUAUGAGAAAUGUUGCUCUAAGUGGUGUGCUGACAAAUUUUGUUUUGACCGUUGAUAUAGAAAUGAUUCCGAGUGAAAAUCUAAGAAAGAAUUUUUUAGAAUUUGCAAAAGAGAAUCAUCUUCAUCCAAAACCACACACAGUUAAGAACAAUCAGGAAAAUACAUCAGUGAACAAGACUGUAUUUGUUGUACCUGCAUUCGAAGUUAAGAAAGAUUCUGAAAUCGGUGGCACGAAGCAAAGUAUCCUUGCUGCGAUGAGAAAAUCUGACGCAAGACCAUUACUACAGGAAACAUGUCCACAAUGCCAAGUACAAACAAAUUAUGAAAAAUGGGCCUCGACAUCCGGACUUGUUCACCAAUUUGGAGUUGCAUACGAAGCAGAAUUUGCUACAGGAUGGGAACCGUUUUUUAUCUCUAGUAGAAUGGCGCCUUGGUUUGACGAAAAACUAACAAAAUUUGGACACGAUCGGUUAUCACAAAUAUGUGAACUGAAGAGCAAUGAAUACACAUUUAAAGUCAUAAAUAACGGGUUUUUGAUUGUUGCAUCUUUCCGAAUAAAAUCGCGUAUGACAGAGGAAGAACACAUCCGGAAAGAAAACAAAAUCACCUUCAAAGAUCAAUUCCGUGCUGGACUUAGAAAAAGUGGGAGAAUAGCUAGUGACCUGAUUGGCGUCUGCUAAAAGAAAAAUUUACGGAAUCAUAGCAUAAUGGUUGAUGAAUGUCGUCGCGGAGGCGUAAAGGAUAAAGAAACAUUUAUUUCAACGUUUAUACGACCCUCAGUCGAAAUAAAAUAUCACUUACAUUCAUUGCAUUGUAUCCAUGGCAAACAUAUAUAUAUAUAUGCCUAAAACAAGACGAAAUUGAAAGUCACAGAAAAUCAAACAACAUUGGUUUGUAUUGUUCUGUAUUAUAGUUACCAAGUUUCCCCGAAAAUAAGACAAGGUCUUAUUUCAAUCUUCUUUCGAAAAAUAACACUGGGGUUUAUUUUGGGGAGAUAUCUUUUGUUUUCCUUCAUCAAAAACAAAAUUACAAAGUAGGUGAAAACGAGAUUUUUAUUUAAAUAUACAUAAUAUGAAAACCGGUAUCCAUUUACUUAUAAAUAACACGUUUUUAUUUGGAAGAAAAAAUGCUAAACAUAGUCUAUUCAAAAAUGACCAAUCAUUUAUAACGUGUAGGGUAGAUUUCUUGCUAUCGACUAGGUAAAAAAUAUCGCGCUAUCGACUAGGUCUUAUUUUGAGGGGAGGGCUUAUAGUGAAAUCAUUUUUAAAAUUCAGGCUAGGUCUUAUUUUCGGAGAAUCCAAGUCUUCCAUUAUGGUUUUAUCAAACUUUAUAUCCCUGCAUUUCUUCAAUACGCAAUAUCAGAAAACUGAUUAAAAAUUUGGAUGCAAAAAAUGAGAGCACGAUAAUAAAUUUUAUUUUAUCCAGUUA